Ogataea angusta is the source of this 6405-nucleotide messenger RNA. RefSeq lists its product as uncharacterized. Gene Ontology annotation, molecular function: peptidase activator activity; proteasome binding. The transcript has a single exon. The record is from RefSeq and is a predicted model, not a curated record. NCBI's taxonomy places the organism in Eukaryota, Fungi, Ascomycota, Pichiomycetes, Pichiales, Pichiaceae. Gene Ontology annotation, biological process: proteasomal ubiquitin-independent protein catabolic process. Bases 1 to 6405 code for a protein of 2134 amino acids. Gene Ontology annotation, cellular component: cytosol; nucleus.
AUGACUCGCGUGAACUCCUCUCUGCACCACGUGUUUCCUGACAGCCGGAAGAAUGCAAGCGUUUCAGGACUUUCCAAGCCGUACGAGACAUCUGAGGAGACAGAAACACUCAUUAGUUAUGGUCUGGACGUUCCUUACGACGACGACGAGACCAUGAGGCUUCAGUUGGAUGAAAACUCGCCUUUCUUUGCUACUAGAGUUGAGAAAGAUCUCAACCCAAAAAAGCUGCUCCCAUACAAGACAGAAAGCAUUAGAGAUCAGUAUCAAUAUCUGAGCCACAUUGUGAAGCAUUUGUACAUUGCCAUUGAGAGCGAAGAUCUCAAGGGAAAUCUUAGCAUCAGUGUCUCCGAUCUUGAGAAAGCAAAAUCGGUAUUACUUAGCCAAAGCACCAACGAUGAGGCGACGGAGCACGAAGAAGAAUGCUAUGAGACUUUGAACCAAACUGAAAGCGAGCGCGAAGAUGCAGAGAGCGAUGAAGAUGAGUUUUACGAGGAUUACGAUGAAAGCUAUCCUUCUGACGCGGAAGGCGAACAGUUCGCAUCAACUCCGGUGCCGAAUGUGCACAUCAAAUCUGCGGCUAUUAUCAGCCUCAAGCAUUGGACAAAAGAAUUGAAAAACCUACUGAGGAUGGGCCUUGUAAUUCCUGUGGCUCUCAACACUGCCCUGGUCAAGGUUUUCUACGCCGUGAUUCUUUCUCGUGGACAGGAGAUCAACAUACCGUUUUAUGUGAAUGUUGUUUUUCUUCUACUGAAAGAGAAAGAUGUUCUGUACGAAAGGGGUCUCCGCCUGGAUUGGAAACCGUUAUAUGAGGAACUCAACAGUAUCAUGCCUGAUGCAAGUGGCUCGUCUCAUUUUAGUGACGACCGCAGGUUUGGUCACUUGGUCAAGUUUGCCGGUAAGGUCAACAUUUUCUUCGACGAGGAUAGCGUCCCUCAGAUCAUGGAGAAGAUCAUGUCGAGGUACAAUAACCAGUCAGUUUCCAUUUCGUUUGUUCAAAUGGCGGUACUAGUGCCAAUUGUGCUCAAGAAGCCUGUCCUCAAAGGGGGGUCUGUCGUCUACGACGAAAGGGAUAUAAGACACUACUUGCCGUUUUUCUUUUCGUGUUGGACAUCUCAACGUCUCACUCCAGAAAUUACCUCUCUGUUGAAUGUUAUUGCCAAUAUAUCAGACAAGGUGUUAAAGGUUCAAUCUAGCGACCCCAGUCUCGUUGUCAUGGGAAAGUAUGGUAUAUUCACCGAGGAACAAUUUAAGUUCAUCAUGAACCAAUUGUUAUUAACCUCCAGAUCAUUUCGAAAAGAUGAAAGGAAUUCACAGUACAUUAAGCUCUUGAUAGAGAUGAUCAUCAACUCUAUGACCUCCAAACAUGCGCUCGAAAAGGAUGGUAUCAUGGACUUGCUCAAAACAUUUUGGGGAGCUCUGCAUACUUUGGUGCACCCCUCAAACUCGGGUGGAUGGUCCGUCCUUUUGUCCCAGGCUGUCAAGAGAAUGGUCGUUGUGUACCACAUCCGACUGCUGGAGGAAAAUGACGACAAAUCGCUCAGAUACUCAUACUUGGACGACUAUUCUAGACUUCCAACGGAUGUUAAACUCUCGCCUCAGAUUACGGAGCAAUUUAUCGACAUGCUCUUGCCACUAAUACACUUUGGAGUCCAAUCGAAGUCUGUUUCGCAAAGAAAGAGAUAUAUUACUGCUUUGGAAAUCCUAGCCUUCAUCAACCCAAAGAAAAUCCUGGACGACGUUCUACUGGACAUUUAUAGCUCUUUUGAGUCUGUCAAUUCUACACACAGGAUCAAUGUGGUUCUUCAUGAGCUGACAGUUUUGGUAAGGUACAUGGCUCAAUUACAAGUUUACCGUGUCCACAUCCCAAGACUUUUAUCCAUGCUGGUUCCUGGUAUCGACUCCAAUGACCCGGAGAAAACAAUCCUCACUUUGGAAUUUAUUAAAUCCGUUGCUGCUGUUGUGCCCCUCUCGGAUAUGAGUCAGGGUCAAGGCGACGGAGGGCUUGUGGCACUAGAUUUCACAACGCAGCACCUGGCAUAUUUGGAGGCAAAGUACUACAGAGGUGCACCACGCCAACUAUAUUAUGGUGAAGAUAUCCCUGACCAUUUUGUUUUUGAUCCUGACAUUGAGCUGGAAGCUCUCAAAUCGAGCUCAUCCUCAUUUGGAGAUUUUAUCAGACAGUUUGCUGAGAAAUGUUACAAGUAUCUGGAGUUUUCACCCAGUCUGGAGGAUGAUGGACAAGUGGAAACGCGCGCAAGUGUUUACAUCUCACAAACUUUUGAUUCAUUGGUCGAGUCACUGUCUGACGAGAUGUACAAUAUUCUAGCCGACUCUUUCUACGAAUAUAUCAGCAACAAUGUUCAGCAUGCGGUUGCCAUCGUAUUUUUCAAUAUCAUUGAACUCAUCAUCAGAAGAGAUCCAAGGAAUCAGUUUCCAAGAUUCUAUCAGUUCUUGGUGGAGCACGUGAAUGAGGAAAUUGACCACGGUGCUGGUGCCACACGUACGCAGGAAAUACUCGCCAAGGAUGCUCGGCUGACAUGGUAUCUUAAACUCCUUUCUGGCUCUCUGCUUGGUGCCAACGGGCUCAACGAAGAAACCUUCAACGAGAUGAGGGAUCUGAUCUCCAACAGACUCAUUAAACUUAGAGGCGAGGCCGCGUUUGCUGCUACUACAAUUCCUGAGUCAAUCCUCGCAGGCACCACAUUGACAAGACUUUUGGAACGCAGGCUAAUUCCUCAGUCUUGGAUUGACAAGAAUGGGCCUGUAGAUGAUCGCUGCUGGGGAGGUUUCCAAUUCGAAAAGUCGAGAUUCGAUUUGGAGCACCUCGACUUUUCCUGGUAUGUUCCUUCACCGAAAAGCGUAGAUCUGGCUGUUGAGUUUUUCGACUUCACAACUUCCUUGGCUGUUACUGAGAUUGAUCAAUUUGUUCAAGCGUUCAAUGCGGACGAGAAAAUCUCACUCGCUGUUUCUGACAGGAUUGAGUUUAACGUCAACUUGUUAGAAAGCUGUCUUGCUGGCAUAUGCACUUUGUUCGACCCAAACUUCAGUAUGGACUCUUUCAGCGCCAACAAACUGAUGUUCAAUGGUCUUUCAUCUAGUGCUCUUUCAUCCUCGGCCUCACUGGUAUCAUUGUCUAAUGAGAAGCCUGACGUCGACAUGGAGAAUUCUCCAGAACCAAUGGAGCUAGGCAGGGAUGUUACGGGUGAUUUGAUGAAAGAGACACUGGAUGGUGAUAUGGACCACGAGUCACAUGAAGAAGCUUUGGAGGAUACAGAUGGCGAGUAUCGCUUGAGAUCAGAUAUGGAGCCUAACAGUCCUCCAACAGAGUCUGAGUCUCCAAGCGGACUUGUAACCCCUGCUGCAGUGUCUGAUCCUGAUUGCCUAGCUGGCUAUCUUACUGAAAGACCUCCGGUGCUCUACAGUUUUGGCUACCACUAUGAAGGACGCGAUCAGCUCACAAAUCAUUGUGACCCGACAUACAUGAAGCUGCAUCGUGCCCGUGAAAGAAUCGGUAAAAGCUUACAUGGACUGGUCAAAUGCUUAAUGCAGCAAGACGGUGCUGUUGAACUUUGUCAGCAGGUUGUCCAUUGUAUCAAAUGUUGGCUAGAAAACUGCGGUAAUUUUGGAUCCAAGAACCCUAUUUUUAUUGACCACAUCCAUUUAGUGGACCUCCUGAGCAUUCCGCAUGUGAACUCGCCGUACACUAGAACGGUCAUUGGUGCUCGUCUGGCUAUUUACCAUUGCAACAGACUCUCGAUCUCGCGCUCGUCAAGGCUACCAGGGAACACGGACAAGCUGUUGAUCAAGGAUCUUGUUUCCCUGGCUGCUAGCAGGUACAACGAAACUGCACAGAAUGCUACCAUGGUUCUAGGUUCCGCACUCAACAAGAUUUUGAACUGUACAAAUCUCGUUUAUGGUAUCUUCAAAGAGUGGGAAGUGGCUUUGCUGAAUGAAGACAGAGAGAGGCUCAAGAAUGUGAUGAGGUUUUUCCUGGUUAAGAAGUUCAAAGGGUUUGCCGAAAGAAGCCUACACAAUUUCGGAAAGUAUGAAGAUCUUCUGGCUCGUUCUUUGGAAGUCAAUGACUCAGAGGUCAACUCGCUGGCAAUGAAGCUGUAUGGUUCCAUGAAAGACCAUAUUUUGGUCCCAAGUGUUGUCUGCAUGAUCGAUCAUAGCCUGGUUGAUUCCAUAAAACCGGCCUCGUCAACAGUUUCACUUCAGGUUAAAGCUUUAAAGUGUGCCAAGGAUCGCAAGAGACAUUUGAUUAUGGACCGUCUUAUACGUUUAGAGCUCUCCGUGCUUAAGCGUUCUCAAGCGGAUCUCCAUUGGAAAUUUAGACUCAAGGUCUUAGAGUUGUUAGCUGACGUGCAGUCCAACCUUGAAAUACCUUUGGACAGUGAGAUCCUUGUUCUUCUUGGGAAGUCGAUCAACGGAGUUCAUCCAGAGAUCACCGAAGACUGCGUUCUCUGGCUAUCUUCUAUUCUCGAUGCAACACGAACAAGGGCUGCCAUAAAUUAUGACUUAAAACAGUUUUUCUCUCCCUCAUUCCGUUUGGCCAACGUGUGCGCAAUUUCCGAUGUUAUUGGCAUCGACCAGCCAGAUGAGUUUUUCAAGGAAAUGUCAAAUUUCGCAAAUCCACGGUUCUUCAUCGAUAACAAGCUAUGGAUAUCCACUUUGUGCUGGAACGAUGAGAUGGAGGUUGUCAAAAAUGAAUCUGUCGAAUCGCUGAACCUUACAUCACAAGACUCUGAGACAAUCAAAGCCUUUGGCCGGCUGGUCACUAAACAAUGGAUCCUGGAAAUAGUGAAGUUGCACAUGGAUGAAGGAGAAGCUAACGCAGAGUUUCAGCCCGAUCUGGUUUACUUCUUCUACUUGAUUAUCCUCAUCUCUUCGUAUGGCUACACUCCCUACAUGAAAUACUCAGAAUGGCUUGAAAUUUGUGAUGAGAUCUACAACAAAGAGGAGAAACAAUCUCAUGUGGCACUAAGUGAAGUGUAUUGUUCUCUGCUGCUAGCCAACAAAUACAACUCUAAACACUUGGAGGAAACUGAUGAGGCAAUCUCUGCGAAGCUGGCUGAGAUUUUCAAGACCGGCAUCACUCAAUCCACGCACAAAAUCUGGAAAGUGUUUUGCUGGUGGCUCCCUGCUCAUUUUGAUUGCCGUCGGGCCCCUAAAGUUGUGUCUGUCAUAUGCGACUUUGAGGUUCCUCUAUCGGGUGACACUUCCCCCUUCAAUAUUUCGUCCAGAAUCGGAUUCCUCAAGUCGUACAUGUCUUCAGCGUUGAACCGCUACCACGACUUUGAUGGAGUCACAAGGAGGUUUUUCGGCUCGCUAUCGCACCCAUACCAGAUUGUAUCUGAAAGAUCUGCUGCUAUCCUUUUUGAUGCAUUAUCAUACACUUCCAUUAAACUGUUCAGCAAUAAAGAAAGACUGCUCGAAGCUUCUCACGAGAAUCCGAAUGGAAUGGGUCUCUUACCCUUCGAGACGCCUCCUGUGUUUGCUGAGUGUCUGACUUCAUAUCUCAACAGGGUGAAACAAUUAAGUACCACGAUCAAAGGUCUUUCCACUCAGGAAAUCGUGGACUCAGAGUACAUGUUCCACGUUCGUGGGCUUCAUACACUGCUGCUGUAUAUUUUGAAAACUUCUUAUGGAGUUCUGCUUGUUCCAUAUCUCAAAGACUACAUUCUGCCUCAUCUUUUUGAGCUCGAUACCAUGAAAGAUGUGUGUCAAUUGGCGCAUCUGAACACAAAUGUGAUGUAUUUCUUGAUUGCCUCCAUCCGCUAUGACGAAGAACAGACCAAGAUGUUCAUUGAUCUAAUUGUGAACGAUUUUGGUUUGGAGCAUCCAAACAUGGUGCAAAAAGAGCACUUGCUGACAAUCGUUCAGAGCUACUACACAGUUCGGUACCUGACCAUCACCUCUGAUCAAAGGGCUCUGCUGAUUGAGAAGGUUGUCUCAUUUUUGUACUCAAAUCCUGUAUCCGUGAAGGAACAGGCCGCGGCUGUGUUCUCUGCUAUUGUGCAUGGUUCCAUGUCUUUCGAGAUGCAACCGCUGAUUGAAAGUUACAUUUUCAAGUUUACAAAAAUCAUCAACACGCACCGUCGUGUGAAGGGUAAGAAGUUGACUUCUGACGAACUUAAUCUAGUUCACGGUGCCACACUAGGUUUGGGAGCCCUACUAAACGCAUUCCCAUACACUUCGCCUCCUCCGAAAUGGCUGCCAAAUAUCCUAUGGCUGGUGGCAGGAAGGUGUUCUAGUUACGAGGGUGUCAUCUCGAGAACCGCCAAAAGCAUUCUGUCAAAGUUCAAGAAGAACCGUCAAGAUACCUGGCACAUUGACUCAAAAUUCUUUACUGAUGAUCAACUGGAGGAACUCGAGGGUGUUUCGGGAAAAUCGUAUUAUUUAUAG